GCGCAGCAGCAGCAGCAGCAGGAGCGGCGGCAGGCGGGGGCGCCGCCAUUACGCGGAGCGCAGCCGAGCCGAGCGGGCCGCGCGUCCCCGGCCGCCGCCGCCGCCACCCACAGGCGGGCCCGGGCCGCGCGGGGCCCGCCCGCACCCCGCCAUGGAGGAGAAGGGCUUCGCCAAGGAGCUCGACCAGUGGAUCGAGCAGCUGAACGAGUGCCGGCAGCUGAGCGAGAGCCAGGUCCGCAGCCUCUGCGAGAAGGCUAAAGAAAUCCUUACGAAAGAGUCGAAUGUGCAAGAGGUACGAUGCCCUGUCACCGUCUGCGGGGAUGUCCACGGGCAGUUCCACGACCUCAUGGAGCUCUUCAGGAUCGGCGGGAAGUCACCGGACACAAAUUACCUGUUCAUGGGAGACUACGUGGACAGAGGCUAUUACUCCGUGGAGACAGUGACUCUCCUAGUAGCGUUGAAGGUGCGCUACCCGGAACGCAUCACGAUCCUGAGGGGCAACCACGAAAGCAGGCAAAUCACACAAGUCUACGGCUUCUACGACGAGUGUCUGCGCAAGUACGGCAACGCCAACGUCUGGAAGUACUUCACAGACCUCUUUGAUUAUCUCCCACUCACAGCUCUAGUAGACGGCCAGAUAUUCUGCCUCCACGGUGGCCUCUCUCCAUCCAUAGAUACACUGGAUCAUAUCAGGGCUCUGGACCGCCUGCAGGAAGUUCCACACGAGGGUCCGAUGUGUGAUCUGUUGUGGUCGGAUCCGGAUGACCGCGGUGGCUGGGGCAUAUCUCCACGUGGUGCUGGCUACACCUUCGGGCAGGAUAUCUCCGAAACAUUUAACCACGCCAAUGGUCUCACACUGGUCUCCCGCGCUCACCAGCUGGUCAUGGAGGGUUAUAACUGGUGCCACGACCGGAAUGUGGUUACCAUUUUCAGUGCCCCCAAUUACUGUUACCGCUGUGGGAACCAGGCUGCUAUCAUGGAACUAGAUGACACUUUAAAAUAUUCCUUCCUCCAGUUUGACCCAGCACCUCGUCGUGGAGAGCCUCAUGUUACCCGUCGUACCCCAGACUACUUCCUAUAAACCUUUCCCAACCUUUGUAGAAGGAAGUACACCUGGCAUUUUAAGAAAAAAAACAAAAAGCAACAAUAUUUACACGUUUCUGUAAGAAAUCAGGGUUCGUCUCAACUUCAAAUCCCCAUCAUGGACCAAAAUGUGCCAUACAGAGGACGAAGAGCGUUUAGCACAACUUGAGACUGAAUUCCUUACAACACUUUCUCUCUCCCGUGCCCAUCAGCCCGAAAGUCAGUUUGCCUGCUGUAUUUGUAGUCAUUGUUUUCCUUCUGGACUGUUCAGAGAGGAAAAGGUAACUCUAACAAACACUUCAUCUCUCCUUUGAAGCUUCUUUGUACAUUUUUAGUUCUAGUGUUUAACUGGCAUGAUUUAGAGUUUGUUUUCCAGGGAAAUACACACUAACUCCAUCCCCCACCACUCUUUAUUUUAUUGGAAAGACCGCUCGACUUAACUGGAGAAAGGAAGUGAUUCCUGCUUGGGAGUAUGUUGUCAUAACCCGGAAAAAAAGCGUUCCCAUUUUAGCUCCCCUGUUCUGUGCUGAUCCUGCCCUUUUUUUUUUUUUUCUUUUUCCUUUUUUUUUUUUUUUUUUUUUUUUUUGGUUUAUCUUUUCUCCCUUUUUUUUUUUUUUUUUUUGUGUGUCAUUUUUCCCCCUCAUCCCCUCUGUAUAUUUGUCCCGGAAGUGCUUGCAAAUCCUCCUCGCUGUACCCGAACCAAUAAACGCCGUUGUCAGCCCCA
Messenger RNA from Myiozetetes cayanensis, 1807 nucleotides. It is a transcript of the gene PPP2CB, whose product is annotated as protein phosphatase 2 catalytic subunit beta. The transcript is spliced from 7 exons. Gene Ontology annotation, biological process: peptidyl-serine dephosphorylation; mitotic cell cycle. Bases 152 to 1081 code for a protein of 309 amino acids. The record is from RefSeq and is a predicted model, not a curated record. Gene Ontology annotation, molecular function: protein serine/threonine phosphatase activity. NCBI's taxonomy places the organism in Eukaryota, Metazoa, Chordata, Aves, Passeriformes, Tyrannidae. Gene Ontology annotation, cellular component: cytosol.